Messenger RNA from Helobdella robusta, 336 nucleotides. RefSeq lists its product as hypothetical. Gene Ontology annotation, cellular component: cytoskeleton of presynaptic active zone; presynaptic membrane. The transcript is spliced from 3 exons. Gene Ontology annotation, biological process: calcium ion-regulated exocytosis of neurotransmitter; positive regulation of synaptic transmission; regulation of membrane potential. The record is from RefSeq and is a predicted model, not a curated record. Gene Ontology annotation, molecular function: transmembrane transporter binding; small GTPase binding. The annotation marks the transcript as partial. Lineage: Eukaryota; Metazoa; Annelida; Clitellata; Rhynchobdellida; Glossiphoniidae.
CAGCACCCAGUAUCGUGGAAAGUUUCGCCAGAUGGCUCAAAACUACUCGGUCACAUGGUCCUCCAUAAAACCUUUGAGGACCCUCGGGACCCCAGUGGCAAGAAAACGUUAGGGCUGAAAGUGACAGGGGGCCGCAUGACGGAGCACGGCUACGUGGGGGCAUUCGUGACGAAAGUUAAAAAGGGCAGUGUGGCCGACACCGUGGCCAACCUGACUGCCGGCGAUGAAGUCGUCAUGUGGAAUGGAAAGUGUUUACGCAACCUCUCAUUCGACGACGUUUAUGACGUCAUCUUCGCCUCUCAGAACGACUUCAAAGUUGAACUGGCAGUAGAGAGA